This is a messenger RNA of Notechis scutatus (mainland tiger snake), 3970 nucleotides long. NCBI's taxonomy places the organism in Eukaryota, Metazoa, Chordata, Lepidosauria, Squamata, Elapidae. The record is from RefSeq and is a predicted model, not a curated record.
CCAUGUUAUGCUAGAUUUAUACUUCGCGGCUGGCAGUCAGUUUUGAACAAGAGUAGUUCCUGCCGUUGGGAGAGGUAGGAGGGUUGCAGGCUUCCACGCCGGAACCCGGCAAGAUCCGACGCCAUGGCAGCCGCCCUAGGAGGAGCAGAUGAUGACUUUGAUCAUCAUAAGCCUGGUGCAGAAAGGUCUUGGAGAAGGAGAACUGGAGAUGACGAUUGGGAUAGUGAAUUAGAUGAUGACUUACUAGGAGAAGAUAUGUUGACUGGCAAAAAGACUCAGUCAGAUAUGUCAGAUGAAGAACUGAAUGAUGAUCUUCUGCAAAGCGAUAAUGAAGAGGAUCAACAUUACAGUACUCAAGGUGUCACUGUGAGUCUUAAUGCUGCAUCUAGCAUGGUUACAUCAUUUGAGCUCUCAGUGAAUGCUAAUGACCCAUCUAUUGAACAAGACUCAGAGUAUGAACAUGGAGAAGAUGAAAUUGGUUAUGACAAAUCAGAUGUUCCUGAAGAAUAUGCAGAGGAGUAUUCAGAAGGACAAUAUGAAGGCCAAGAGACUGAGUUGACAGAAGACCAAAUAGGCUAUGGUGAAGAUCAGGGUGAAGAAGACAAUUAUAAUGAUGAAGUGCUGGAUCUUGAAAUCAAUGAACCUCUAGAUGAAUUUCCAGAUGAAGGAUUUUUGCAGUCUUACAGUGAACAGCAAGUAAUCAAACAAGCAUAUGAAGCUGAAGAAGAAUUAGAAGAAGUUGUUGAUACCCAGACACCUCCAAAUGAGUCAGAAGAGGCAGUUAUUGAAAAUCUGGAAUUUCAGGAAGAGACAAAAGAAGAAUCAGAUGAGGAGGAGGAAGAUGAUGAAGAGUCUGGUCGGUUACGUUUCAAAACUGAACGGAAAGAAGGGACAAUUAUUAGGCUAUCAGAUGUAACAAGGGAGCGAAGAAACAUUCCAGAAACUUUGGAACUUUCUGCAGAAGCCAAAGCAGCAUUACUUGAAUUUGAAGAGCGGGAAAGACAGCUAAAACAAGGGCGGUAUGGCUCCCGAAGAGGAGGAAGACGAGGAGGGUCAUUAAUGUGUCAUGGGCUGGGAGAACAAAGAAGAGACAGCAAUGAAAGGGGAAGAAUUGAGGAUCACAGGCCUGCUUUACUACCAACGCAGACAGCUGUUAUGACACAUUCAGAAAGGAUAUUUCAUCAUCAACAACCCAUUAGGAAUCUUUUCCAGCAGCGGCAGCAGCAGCAACAACCACAGCAGCAGCAACAACAGCCACAAGGUCUACUCCCUGUCCCCACUCAGCAUCAUAUACCACCCCCUCCCUCUCAAGGAAUUCAUAUGCCAUCCCAAGUAGAAACCCCAAGAAUACUGAUGACUCCUCCUUCAGUGGCAUCCCAGCAGCCAAAAAACAUACACAUAAAUCCACACUUCAAAGGAACUGUAGUAACACCUGUUCAAGUGCCUUUGCUGCCAGUCCCAACCCAGCCAAGACCUGCUGUAGGACCCCAGAGAUUUGCUGGCCCUCCAGAUUUUCAACAAAACCCUCCUGAACCUGUUCCUACCAAUUUCAACCAGGCCCCACGACUUUCCCUCCAAGACCAGUGGCGAGGGCCACCGCCCCCUCUUCCGCCCCCACCUCCGCAGGAGAGAGAACCUUUCUUCAUGGGAGAGCUGAGAUUUCCCAGCCAUCACUUGUUUGAGCAGCGGAGCCCCCCUCCACAGCUGCCCUCCCUUCUUAACAGUAUGCAUCCUGUGCCCAGCCAAAACCCACUCCCAUUCAGCCAGCCUGGACCAGGUUUCAGCCAGCAGGGGCAGCAACCAAUGUUUCCAAGAGAAAGGCUGGUAAGGCCAAAUCUGCAGCCUCAGGGCCCUAUGGGAAUCCUUCACUUCAGCCAGCCUGGAGCAGCCAAUGCACGGCCUUUUCUUCCCCCAAGGCAGUCCUUCCUGCAGGUACCAGGGCAGCCGUUCUUAACCCCUCUCACCCAAGCCGGCAUGCAGUCAGGGAACAAGUCUGACCUCACAACUGCCAUGUUUUCAAAUGUACAGGGUCAUUUGCACCCUCCUAUGCAUCCACAGCAUCCACAGCCACCACCACAACAACAUCCACAGACGUCCCAGCAGCACCCCCAACCACCCCAGCCUCACCACCAGACGCACCAGUCCCACCACCACCAUCACCUUCUGCCUGUGCCUCCCCAGCCUCUGAUUCCGGUGGCCCCAUCCCAGUUCAGGCUGCACCUGCAGACUUCACAGCAACAGCCGAGUGGCAACUGGAUGCAGUGCCAGCAACGGCAAGGUCUGGUAAAGGCCAGGCAUAACACACCAACGCAAAUCAUUGUAAAACGUCCAAACCAGCAGCUGCAGUCAUCUACCCCAAGGAAUAGUAAUUUGCGUGAAUUGCCAAUAGCACCUUUGCAUUCUAUUGAGGCUGCUAACAACCAACUAACUUCAGCUCCUGCUGCUCAAGUGAAACCUAUUACUAGUACAACACCUGUUACAAGGCCUGUUACAGGUGUCAAGAAGCAACUGGGAAGGACCGAGACCAAGCCUAGAGCAGUUAUGCCCAUGACUCAACCUAAAAUGGAGGUCCAGUCUGAACCAGAGUUUCCUGAUGAUGAUGAAGAAACCAGACUGUACUGUUUGAAGAUCGAGGAACAGAAACGCCUCAGGGAAGAGAUCUUGAAACAAAAGGAGCUCAGGCGGCAGCUUCAAGCUGGGGCCCGAAAAAGAGAAUUGCUUGAAAGGCUGGCACAGCAACAACAAGGUUCUUCAGGCCAACAACAGGAGGAAGACCCUUCACAGCUGCCCACUAAUGGAAAUCCAUUGCUUUCCCUUCCUGGUGCACAGCCCCGCCAAAAUGUGAAAUGCAGGCUAAUGGUUAAAAAACAAGAGCCAGUCAUUCCAGGUUCCACAGCUGUUCAGCUUAAGCCUGUAAAUGUUCUCCAAUCUGGAGACAGUGUGCAAUGUCAAGGACAGCAAAUAAAAACUAUAAAGCAGCUAAGGCAGGCUAGGACAAUGCCCAAAAACAAGUUCCAGCUACCCAAUAAAGCUUUGCAAACAAAGCUUCCUGCUGCUGUGCACUUGAACCUGUCCGAGAUUGCUCGGGUGGCAUCGGUGCAAGGCCAGCCUCAAGAGCUGAAGCCUGGGCUGAAAAGAACUGUGAUGCAGCGGGCAAACAAUGGGAGUGGCGAUGGAACCCAUAUUGGCACCAAAGUCAGGGUGAUAAAAUUGUCAGGAGGGGGUAUUCUGCAUGGGAGAGGCAGGGGGAUCACAGGCCAGAUGGGCCAAGGCCGCUUGAUGGCAAGUAAACCAAAUCUGCGUGUGGUAGAGUGCAAACCUCAGCCCUGCAUCGUGUCAGUGGAAGGGCUUUCUUCAUCCACUACGGAUAUUCAGCUGAAAAAUCUGCUCAUGUCAGUAGGACCCAUUCAGAGUUUACAGAUGUUGCCUCAACAACGAAAGGCCAUUGCAAAAUUUAAAGAGCCUGCUGAUGCUUUAAAAUUUCAACAGAAAUUUCACAGGCACAUGAUAGAUCUCUCCCAUAUCAAUGUGGCACUGAUAGUGGAUUGACCCACUGAGCAUACGUUGUCUUACAAUAAAGCAAGUUAUGGAGGAAGUCAGAAGGGUAGAAUCUUCCUGUAAUUUCUGGUGCCAGCUUUGCAGACUCCUCCUGAAACUUCAAAUUAUUUUGUGACAGCUGCUGACAGCAACAACCUUGCUACAAAUGAAGUUUGAUUUCAAGAUUGAAAAAUAUCUGUAUUGAACAUAACUACAGAUCUCAUGUAUGAAUCUCAUGUAUGAGUACACGGAUGUUUUCAGGCAAUUACUAUGUGAUCACAAUGACUUGGAACAAAAGAACAUUGACUCUUGAAAAGUUUUUUAUGUUUUUUCUUAGAAAAGAAUAUUUGAUAAUCGUUGCCCUUAUCUUCAGUUUGAGGUGUUGAAAUCAGAAUACACCCAUAAUCUACUGUUUGUAGCUAAGAGUAUAGAU